CUCCUUCUGCUUGGGAACCAGGUAUCCUCUCCCACGGGUGAACCUCCGGCCCCAAGCCAUGUCCUGCUGCAAGCCCUGUGAGCCUUGCUGCCAGCCCUGUGGCCCAACCCCGCUGGCCAACAGCUGCAAUGAGCCCUGCUGCAGGCAGUGCCAGAGCUCCACCGUUGUCAUUGAGCCCUCCCCCGUGGUGGUGACCCUGCCUGGACCCAUCCUCAGCUCCUUCCCACAGAACACCGUUGUGGGCUCCUCCACCUCUGCUGCUGUCGGCAGCAUCCUCAGCUGUGAUGGAGUGCCCAUCAGCUCUGGGGGCUUUGACCUCUCCUGCAUCACCAACCGCUACUGCUGCAGGCCCUGCUAGAGCUGCUGGCAGGAUCUCUGCACAAGAACAUCCAAGACCUCAAAACAUGGUGCUGAACAGAAGACAGAGCUU
This is a messenger RNA of Pogoniulus pusillus (Red-fronted tinkerbird), 430 nucleotides long. Its product is annotated as feather keratin Cos1-1/Cos1-3/Cos2-1-like. Lineage: Eukaryota; Metazoa; Chordata; Aves; Piciformes; Lybiidae. Gene Ontology annotation, molecular function: structural constituent of cytoskeleton. Bases 59 to 358 code for a protein of 99 amino acids. The transcript is spliced from 2 exons. Gene Ontology annotation, cellular component: intermediate filament. The record is from RefSeq and is a predicted model, not a curated record.